GGCGCGUCCCCUCCCGACCGCCCCCGCCUCCCGCGCGCGCCCGCUCGCGCCCUCCCCGCUCGCCUCGCGUCCUCCCCCACCUUCGCGGCGCUGGGAGGAAGGCGCCCGGCUCAAGAUGGCUUUAGUCGGGCUCUGCGCCCUGCUCGCCUGCUGCUGGGGGCCGGCGGUGGUGCUGGCCACGGCAGCGGGCGACGCGGAUCCCUCCAAGGAGCUGGAGUGCAAGCUCAAAAGCAUCACGGUGUCGGCGCUGCCCUUCCUGCGCGAGAACGACCUGAGCAUCAUGCACAGCCCCUCGGCCUCUGAGCCCAAGCUCCUCUUCUCGGUGCGCAACGACUUCCCGGGAGAAAUGGUCGUGGUGGACGACCUGGAGAACACGGAGCUGCCCUACUUCGUGCUGGAGAUCUCAGGGAACACAGAGGACAUCCCUCUGGUGCGCUGGAGGCAGCAGUGGCUGGAGAAUGGCACUUUGCUUUUUCAUAUCCAUCACCAAGAUGGUGCCCCAACCCUUCCUGGACAAGACCCAACCGAAGAACCCCAGCACGAGUCAGCAGAGGAGGAGCUGAGGAUCCUGCACAUCUCGGUCAUGGGUGGCAUGAUCGCGCUGCUGCUGUCCAUCUUAUGCCUGGUAAUGAUCCUGUACACUCGCCGCCGCUGGUGUAAACGCCGCCGGGUCCCCCAGCCCCAGAAGAGUGCCAGUGCUGAGGCGGCCAAUGAGAUCCACUACAUCCCCUCUGUGCUGAUUGGCGGGCAUGGGCGGGAGAGUCUGCGCAAUGCCCGUGUGCAGGGCCACAACUCCAGUGGCACCCUGAGCAUCCGGGAGACACCUAUCCUGGAUGGCUAUGAGUAUGACAUCACCGACCUGCGCCACCACCUGCAGAGGGAGUGCAUGAAUGGAGGGGAAGACUUUGCCAGCCAGGUCACCCGCACCCUCGACUCCCUGCAGGGCUGCAAUGAGAAGGCUGGCAUGGACCUCACACCAGGGAGUGACAAUGCCAAGCUGUCGCUGAUGAACAAGUACAAAGAUAACAUCAUCGCCACCAGCCCUGUGGACUCCAACCACCAGCAGGCCACACUGCUCUCGCACACCUCCAGCAGCCAGAGGAAGCGGAUCAACAACAAGGCGCGAGCUGGUUCCGCCUUCCUGAAUCCUGAAGGGGAUUCUGGCACAGAGACAGAAAAUGACCCCCAGCUGACCUUCUACACUGACCCCUCACGUAGCCGGAGACGCAGUCGAGUGGGCUCUCCCCGAAGUCCUGUGAAUAAGACCACCCUGAUGUUGAUCAGCAUCAGCAGCUGUGUGAUCGGCCUGGUGUGCUCCUCCCAUGUCAGCUGCCCGCUCGUUGUCAAAAUCACCCUGCAUGUCCCUGAGCACCUAAUCGCUGAUGGGAGCCGAUUCAUCUUGCUGGAAGGGAGCCAGCUGGAUGCUAGUGACUGGCUGAACCCUGCCCAGGUGGUUCUCUUCUCUCAACAGAACUCCAGUGGGCCGUGGGCCAUGGACCUCUGUGCCCGACGGCUCCUGGACCCCUGUGAACACCAAUGUGACCCCGAAACUGGGGAAUGCCUCUGCUACGAGGGUUACAUGAAGGAUCCAGUACACAAGCACCUUUGCAUUCGGAAUGAAUGGGGGACCAACCAGGGGCCUUGGCCUUACACAAUAUUUCAGCGAGGCUUUGACCUGGUUUUGGGAGAGCAACCUUCUGAUAAAAUAUUCAGAUUCACCUACACCCUGGGCGAGGGCAUGUGGCUGCCCCUCAGCAAGAGCUUUGUGAUCCCACCAGCCGAACUGGCCAUCAACCCAUCAGCAAAGUGUAAGACGGACAUGACAGUGAUGGAAGAUGCAGUGGAGGUCAGAGAGGAACUGAUGACCUCGUCCUCCUUCGACAGCUUGGAGGUGCUCCUUGACUCCUUCGGGCCAGUGCGGGACUGCAGCAAGGACAAUGGGGGCUGCAGUAAGAACUUCCGUUGCAUCUCAGAUCGCAAGCUGGACUCUACUGGUUGUGUGUGCCCUUCCGGACUCAGCCCCAUGAAGGACAGUUCUGGCUGCUAUGACCGCCACAUUGGGGUGGACUGCUCCGACGGCUUCAAUGGCGGCUGUGAGCAGCUGUGUCUCCAGCAGGUGGCACCCUUCCAGGACGACCCCACCUUGUACAACAUCCUCAUGUUCUGUGGGUGCAUUGAGGAUUACAAACUGGGUGUGGAUGGACGCUCUUGCCAACUUGUCUCGGAGACCUGCCCAGAGGGAGGCGACUGUGGGGAAAGCAGGGAGCUUCCCAUGAACCAGACACUCUUUGGGGAGAUGUUCUUCGGUUACAACAACCAUUCCAAGGAAGUGGCUUCUGGACAAGUGCUGAAAGGAACAUUCAGGCAAAACAACUUUGCUCGAGGUUUAGACCAGCAGCUGCCAGAUGGUCUUGUGGUGGCCACUGUCCCCCUGGAGAACCAGUGCCUGGAGGAAAUCUCAGAGCCCACCCCUGACCCGGACUUUCUGACUGGGAUGGUGAACUUCAGCGAGGUGUCUGGCUACCCCGUGCUGCAGCACUGGAAGGUCCGGUCUGUGAUGUACCACAUCAAACUCAACCAAGCGACCAUCUCUCAGGCCCUCAGCAAUGCUCUCCACUCCCUCGAUGGGGCGACAUCCCGUGGGGAUUUUGUGGCCUUGUUGGACCAGUUUGGCAACCACUACAUCCAGGAAGCUAUCUAUGGCUUUGAGGAGUCCUGCUCUAUCUGGUACCCAAACAAGCAGGUCCAGCGGCGACUCUGGCUGGAAUAUGAAGACAUUAGCAAAGGCAACUCCCCAUCUGACGAGUCAGAGGAGCGGGAAAGAGACCCCAAGGUGCUAACGUUCCCAGAAUACAUCACCAGCCUGUCGGAGUCCGGCACCAAGCGCGUGGCAGCUGGAGUCCGUAUGGAGUGCCAGAGCAAGGGACGGUGCCCCUCGUCCUGCCCCUUGUGCCAUGUGACAUCCAGCCCUGACACCCCUGCCGAGCCGGUUCUGCUGGAGGUGACCAGAGCAGCCCCCAUCUAUGAACUGGUGCCCAAUAACCAGACCCAGCGGAUGCUCAGGGAAAAAGCAGGGACCCAAAGGGAUGAGCUGCGGCUGUCCACGGUGCACGAGCCCAGCAGCACCCUUGUGGUUCUGGAGUGGGAACACUCAGAGCCUCCCAUCGGGGUACAGAUUGUAGAUUACCUCAUCCGUCAAGAGAAGGUCACCGACAGGAUGGACCACUCCAAAGUGGAGACUGAAACGGUGCUGAGCUUUGUGGAUGACAUCAUCUCCGGAGCAAAGUCUCCUUGCGCCAUGCCCUCUCAGGUGCCAGACAAGCAGCUCACCACCAUCUCGCUCAUCAUCCGAUGCCUGGAACCCGACACCAUCUACAUGUUCACCCUGUGGGGUGUGGACAACACAGGACGACGCUCCAGGCCCAGUGACGUGAUCGUGAAGACCCCCUGCCCUGUGGUGGAUGAUGUCAAAGCCCAAGAAAUAGCAGACAAGAUCUACAAUCUCUUCAAUGGCUACACCAGCGGGAAGGAACAGCAGACGGCCUACAACACCCUCCUGGACCUGGGCUCCCCCACCCUUCACCGAGUCCUUUACCACUACAACCAGCACUACGAGAGUUUUGGAGAGUUCACCUGGAGGUGUGAGGAUGAAUUGGGACCCAGGAAAGCUGGCCUCAUCCUUUCCCAGCUUGGGGACCUCAGCAGCUGGUGCAACGGACUCCUGCAGGAACCCAAGAUAAGCUUGCGGCGUGGCUCCCUCCGGUAUCUGGGCUGCCGCUACAGCGAGAUCAAGCCCUAUGGACUUGACUGGUCAGCGCUGAGCCAGGACCUCAGGAAGACGUGUGAGGAGCAGACCCUUAGCGUCCCCUACAACGAUUACGGAGACAGCAAAGACAUCUAGCACCAUGAAGCCAGAGAGAAGCAGGAGAGAGGAGGACAUCUGGGUAGGUUUGUGGGUUUUUAGUAUUUUUUAAUGGAACAUUAAAACCUCCACAGGUGACAUCUAACCCAGGGAGAAACCGACCCUUGCUGCCUGCAGGAUUUCUUCACUAUGUUCUCCAUCUGCAUGACCAGGACACAACCUGCCAGCCAGCGGCCUCAUGCAGCGCCAUUUCAAGUUUAGGGGAUUUCUUUGGGGCUUGUUUUGCAAUUGAUUUGAUUUUUCACCCAUGGGGUUCAUCCAGGAAGGGCCAGUACCACCAUCAGUGUUUAGUGAACUGAAGUAAUUACCCAUCACAAAAAACUUCUGCCCCCCCUCCCCCACCUCGUCCAUACCACAAUCAUUAUGUUGUUGCUAGUAGCUUUGCAAAUCAUUUCUCUGGACAUACAUAGGAGAGAGGCAUCUUCUUCCCCCACCUGGUUGCCAGGAGGGCACCUGAGUGUUGGCAACAGUGGGGGCCUAGCCUUUCAGAAGGAACUUUGCAGGUGGACCAGUGACGGCCUCAGCUGUCCUCACACACUCAGCUACCCUGCCCUUGACCAGGGUCCUCGUUUAGAAACAUGAAAGGUCAUGGAGAAGAUGUAAGGCCAGCCACAGAGCGGUGCUGACCUUUUCUAAACAGUAAUAACAGACCACAUUCACUGAGGGAGUACUAGAUGCCAGACGUUGCUCUCGGUACUUUACAUGUCACCAAAUUCUCACAACAGGCCCCCUCCCCCCCAGUGUUAUUCUGAGCUCCUUUUCAGUAAUGAGGAAACUGAGGCAAAGAGAGGGUACGCACCUUGUCCCAAAUACCGCCUCUGGUCUGUCUGGAUGGCAGUGUGAGUUCAGGCUGGCACGUUCCAGAGCAAGGCGCUUACCCCGCCAGCGUUGUGCUCAGUGUUGUCUGGGCAGUAGCUGUGAAAUCCAGGGGUUCUGGCCCAGAGAGCCUCCCCCUUUCCCACUCCUUGAGGUGUAGAUGCGCCCACCAUGGGCAGGCAGGGGAGCCCAAUGCACCCUUAACUCUGUAGCUAGAACACCUUUGGGACCACAGGGUCCCCACCCAUGCUGGGAGUGAAGACUGGGCUAUGGCUGCGACCUCAGGUCGCUCUCAUCCACCCCCCCUCCUCAAGAUCCACAGGUUCAUAGCACACAAUGGACUGUACCUGCCUCAGAGACCCCCGGCCCAGAGCAAAGGCCUGCAGGAAACUCGGCCAUCCAAAGCAGGGCUCAGCUAAGACGCCUCAGGGGAAAGUUUCUCACCAGGAGGAAGAUGCCUGGGCAGUGGGUCACCAACCAAUGGGGUGGCGAGGGAAGGCCACCUUCGCAGCUGCCACUGCGUUCUGUCCUUUAUUCAAGUUUGAGCAGAAAACCAGGUCCACGCAGCAGCAGCGGGAGGCUCCAAGGCUGUCCCUAGCGGUGGGCAAGGUAAGGGCAGGGAGUGACACCCAGCUUGUUUAUUAAUCUUUGCUCUCCCUGUCUGGGACCCAUCCUUCUUCUCCCUUCCUUCCCCAGGAUUCUCUUCCUCCUUGUGUCCCCCUCGCUGCACCAGGCAUGUGCACACACAUAUACACCCACCCACACUACACUUAUGCAUACAUCCCCACCCCCCACCCCCGCUCCCCCAUAGCUGGGAUCCAUCUACUUUCACGUUAAAAGUAAGGACUUGAGUGGAGGGUUUGUGCCCUAGAGAGACACGUCGAUCACACCCUGAUGACAUUCCCCAAAGCGUGUCUGGAGGGAACUCACCUGCCUAGAGAGGGUGAUGGUCCUGGGCCAGUAUUCAGCCUCUAGUUUCCAAGCUGCCAAACAAGUCUUAAGGGAGUUGGUCCUGCCCACCAACACUCACCCAGCCUGGUGUCCCCACGAAUGGACACCGUGAGAGCUGAAACCUUUCCGAGUGUGCAGUCAUUUCCUACCGAAUUUGGUCUGUUAUUUUUAGUUAACCGCAUUUCUUGAUAUUCAAAUGUUCUAUUAAAAAAAUGAGUGUGAAAACCCCCUACUUUACUACUGUAGAAGGAAGAAAGAAUAUGAUUGACCCACUUCAGGUAUAGCAGUAUUGUUUAAAAGAGAAUUAUUGUACGAUUACUAAAAAUGGAACUAAAUAAUAAAGCUGUUAGUAAGUGUC
Molecule: messenger RNA, 6047 nt
Organism: Myotis daubentonii (Daubenton's bat)
Lineage: Eukaryota; Metazoa; Chordata; Mammalia; Chiroptera; Vespertilionidae
Gene: ASTN1
Product: astrotactin 1
Exons: 23
Coding region: 116-3901 (1261 amino acids)
Biological process (GO): neuron migration; neuron cell-cell adhesion
Cellular component (GO): endosome; membrane
Molecular function (GO): protein binding
Source: RefSeq, a predicted model, not a curated record